This is a messenger RNA of Racocetra persica, 155 nucleotides long. Lineage: Eukaryota; Fungi; Glomeromycota; Glomeromycetes; Diversisporales; Gigasporaceae. The record is from the annotation of a GenBank genome assembly.
GGAAAUAUAGCAACAAAAGUAAAGAAGAUACUUAUCGAAGGCAUAGUAGUAAACCGCAAGGCCUAAAGUCUCCAAACUCAGACCACACCUCGAUCGAAGCCUACCAAUUCGGGAUUUUAGGCCUUGUUCGAUAUAGCUUUAGUGGUGUUGUGUGA